GAGUGUGUUUGAGGCCAGACUGCAGCGAAGGAGCAGAGAGACGCACUGACUCCAUAAAUACGGGUGGAUGGAAAGAGCCCAAUGCAUUGGAGAAACUGAACUGCGGUGCAGAGAUCGGCGCACUAUAAACUCAAGAAGAUAAUAAGAGGUGCUUGCAUGAGAUAAGGGGUAAUGACGAGUAGAAUAACGAGUUUUAUUGAAGAGUUGAGAGUAUUUUCCAAAAUGGCACGGAUUUGCUUCCAUGCAAAUGCUCAUUUUGCAAAGAUGACAUAGCACUUAAGAAAAUGGGAUUCCUCCUGGAACAAGACUCCCUAACGACCUGAAUGAAAAGAGAAAGGGAUUCUAUUCAAAUCGGAGCUGUUUCUUCUUCUUUUACUUGACAAGCCUCGGUUGUAAGGCAACACAGAGUGAAAUAUGAAUCUGGGAAAUGCACUUCUGUUUUUCCUCCUUUCAAAUUGUGUGACAAUGACUCUGUCGCUUUCCACGUGCACCACUGUGGACAUCGACCACAUAAAGAAAAAGAGAGUCGAGGCGGUCCGGGGACAGAUUCUCAGUAAACUGCGACUGACCAGUCCGCCUCAAACAACAGGUCCAAGUCAAGUACCGUUUCAGGUCCUGGCCCUUUAUAACAGCACCAAGGAGCUCAUUGAGGAGCUGGGAAGAGACCGGCACCAGAGCUGUGGACAGGAUAACACGGAGACUGAGUACUACGCCAAAGAGAUUUACAAGUUCAACAUGAUCAAUGGUCCGCCAGAAAACAAUGACCUCCCCCACUGCCUGAAGGGGAUCACCUCCAAGGUAUUCCGCUUCAACGUCUCCACCAUGGAGAAGAACUCCUCCAACUUGUUCCGGGCCGAGUUUCGAGCCCUGCGGAUCCCCAACUCCGGAGCCAAGAGAAACGAGCAGAGGAUUGAGCUCUACCAGAUCCUCCAGAAAGACGACCCCAAAGCCAAGCAGCGCUACAUUGGGGGCAAGAAUGUCCUGACCAAGGGAACUCCUGAGUGGGUCUCCUUUGAUGUUACAGAGACCGUGAGAGAGUGGCUGAUGUACAGACAAACCAAUCUUGGCCUGGAGAUCAGCGUACACUGUCCCUGCCACACUUUCAGGCCCAAUGGGGACAUUAUUGAGAAUGCCAAUGAGGUGCUGGAGGUCAAGUUCAAAGGUAUGGAAGCAGACUAUGAAGACCUGAGCCGUGUGAAAAAGCAGAAGGAGCAGCUCUACCCACAUCUCAUCCUCAUGAUGCUCCCUCCCCACAGGCUGGAUGCCCAAUCCUCCUCCCGCAGGCGUAAGCGGGCACUUGACACCAAUUACUGCUUCAACAAUUAUGAGGAGAACUGCUGUGUACGACCACUAUAUAUUAAUUUCCGGCAGGACUUGGGCUGGAGGUGGAUCCAUCAGCCUGAAGGGUACUACGCUAACUUCUGCUCUGGUCCCUGUCCUUAUCUACGCAGCGCGGACACCACCCACAGCUCGCUGCUGAGCCUGUACAACACCUUGAACCCCGAAGCAUCGGCCUCACCCUGCUGCGUUCCUCAGGACUUGGAGCCCCUCACCAUCCUCUACUACGUGGGUCGCUCCCCUAAAGUCGAGCAGCUCUCCAACAUGGUUGUUAAGUCCUGCAAGUGCAGCUAAACUUCAGGGCUUUAGGGAUGUGAGACGUGACGGCUCCCAGCACUACUCAGGAGAAGGGUCUGAGGGGUUGAGGGGGCGCGGUACACUUUGCCCCACAAAAGUACCUCCAACCCCUGCUUCCGCCUUGCCGGAGCUCUCUCUCUCUCUCUCUUACGAAAAAACAAAAGAUGCAGUCCACCACUCUGCUCACAAUCAUUGGCAGCAUUUACCAAGAAGACUUGUCAAAGACCACUUCACUAACGGCACUCUCAAACCCAUCAGACCUCUUCUCUUAUCAAUCGCCUUUUGACAUCAGUGUUUCUCUUUUUUUAAAUAUAUAUUCCAGCAUUUUGAACAGCCUGUACCUCAGUGUUACAGCACAGGAAGAACAGAACAAUAAUUGCCUUUCAAUGACCACUGCAUUCUUAAGGACAUAUAAUAAUUGCAGUCAAAAAGAGAAAAUGACUGAGAAUGCAGACUGAAUGCAUAAUAGGAAUACGUCAAAGAGGGUGAAACUAAAGUGAUUGUUUGUUGUGAGCAAACAAAUCCUUGGGCUCUGACGCACAGGACACCUUUGAAAGUCCGAGCUGGAAACUGACGCUGUGCAGCUCCCUACACUGUUUAGGAUUAAAAUGCUGUUGAAUUAAAAUCACCUGAGAAAAAAUAAUGAAAACAUGCUGGAAACCAACCAUUAAUUCAAAGUUAUAUUUCCAUGGUUAUGUUUACCUCUGUAAUACAACAGGAUGGAAAUUCCAGGGAUCGUUUUUGUUUUUAAGUAGAGCCUUUCUGUUGUAUGAGACGACGUAUGUCACUAAGUGAACACUUAACUAGAUCACAAACUGUAAAUGUCUUUCCUAAUACUCUUGGAAACACCUUUUUUUUAAUUAAAAUGGACAGUUGGAUAGAAUUGUUCUAAUUCCAUUAUUGUUGGAUGUCUUACUGUUUUUGUUUAGUAUUUUAGAGCACUUUAUUUCAAUAAGGUAAUAGGGUCAAUUCUGAUGAUAAAAGUGAAGAAAUCAAAGUCC
Molecule: messenger RNA, 2636 nt
Organism: Cyclopterus lumpus (lumpfish)
Lineage: Eukaryota; Metazoa; Chordata; Actinopteri; Perciformes; Cyclopteridae
Gene: tgfb3
Product: transforming growth factor, beta 3
Exons: 7
Coding region: 415-1632 (405 amino acids)
Biological process (GO): transforming growth factor beta receptor signaling pathway; SMAD protein signal transduction; BMP signaling pathway
Cellular component (GO): extracellular region
Molecular function (GO): growth factor activity; type III transforming growth factor beta receptor binding; type II transforming growth factor beta receptor binding
Source: RefSeq, a predicted model, not a curated record